AUGGAUCAGGCCCAACGUCCUCUUGGUCCACCUCAGCUACCCGGCUACCAGGUUCAGGUCGGCCGGCAACCCCUCAAUCAACUUCACAACGUCAACAUGCAACAGUACGGCCCAACGGCGCCAGUUGCCUUCCCCCCACAGCCUCGGCCCACACCAUUUGUCCAGGGAGAGCCCCUUGAAAAGGUCGUCGAUUUACGGGAGCGACCCUUGACAACUGAAGAAGCUCGUGAGGCUUGCUCCCAUUACAUCGCGGUACGAAUCACUCGGCUCGACCAGAACGGCUACGACAGCGAUGGUGGGCGGCAGAAGCCAUCAUGGAGGAGUGCCGUCGUCAAGGAGGUCCCUGGCAUCAGCAAUGAAGAGGCUGAACGGAUCGUACGCCGACUCAACCGCACAACCAUAUCGGUUACGGAAAAGCGGGAGACUCUCAACCAAUAUGAAAAGGAGCAAGUUGAGCGCGCCUUAGUUGAAGUCCAGAAGAAGUAUGGCGACCAGUGGUUCCAACUCACGCUCGCGCAGCUGGAUGCCCUGACAGACGUGAAGCAGCAGGAGCGGGCUAGGUUGAAGGAGAGAGAGAAGGAGAGAGAGAAGGAAAAGGAGAGAGAGUGGAAGAGACGUGAACGCCGCAAGGACUACGUCGGCAUGUUCGGCGUGGUCAAGGUAGCGCCGCCCAAGUCGCGUUCCAAGCAACACAAAGAUGCCAGCUCCAAGAAACUCCGGGACCUACAACAGCCCAUGCCCGACCUGAGGAGUAUCACCGUAUACUUCAAGAGGUCUCCCCGGCCCGGCGUCGACCCCUUCGCCCUCCUCGAAUCCCGCAACGCUCAGCAGAACGUCCAAGUUCCCACAAAUGGACAGUACCACCACCCACCGCAUGUUCACCAAGCCCACGAACUACCUCCGCCGAGGACUGUUGGAGUGCAAGGUGUGAACACGGGUUACAACACUGGUUACAAGACGACGGCCUACCCGCACCAACGCGGAGAAGCCGUUAUCCAGCCUGCCCAGCGGCGGCAAUCACACCACGAGGCACUCCAUCAACCCAAGCCAGGGGGCCGCGCUCUCAACGAUCGCCGGCCGCCACCUCAUAUUCAUCACGAGGCCCGGAGUCCAGCCAGCUCGAACGCGUCCGUAUACUCGGAGACCUUCUCUGCAGGAGACAACGACACGGACUACACGCCUCCAUCCACUCCUGCGAGCGGCAGAUCCUUCGAUUGGUCGCCGCAGAAGGCGCAAUUUAAGGAGGGUCGGACACGUUACACCGUCCAGCCCGGCUUUGGCCGAGGAGGCGGGCCCCAUCCGCCCCGUCAUCAUCCGGAUGAGGGGCGUCCUAGCCUCGAGGUACACCAGCACGCCGUCACGGCGCCCACUCAGAGGACUGCAGGGGCGCAGGGGUUUGUCCAGCUCCCUCGGGGCACAAUCAACAUGCCAGGUGCCGUACCGCCCGUGGCACCCUCACCACCGGCCCCAAUGCAGACCGCAUCUGGGCCAAAAGGUGGAAAUCAGAUGCCGUUCUUCCCCCCGCCGCCUCCACCGCCUGUGGUACAGGCCCAAGGUCAGGCUCCCGGUCAUAUCCAGGCUCCCGGUCAUAUCCAGGCUCCCGGGCCUAUCCCGCCUUCCGGUCAGCAGUUCCGGGGUUCUGGCAUGGCCCCCGUGAUCAAUCAACCACAGCCAAACCACCAAAUUGGGGGCGUGCCCACCGCAUCACGAAAUCCGGCGCUACUUCCGGGGCAACAAAACACUUCGGCCCCUAUUCCUAUGAAUCAGCCAAACACGGCAGCGAACCCGGCAACGCUCAACACCAUCUUUGCUAAGGGGUUCGAGGCUGGCCGUGCCAAAACUCAAGAGGAGGCCAUCAACAUCGCUGAGCGUGUCGCUCAACACAUGGUCGGGGCAAACGCGCCCAAGCGCCCCGGUUCUACUCCCAUCAUCAUUCAGAACGACCGACGCCUCCUCGAUCCCGGUCUCCUUCCCCGAACAAUCACCAUCGUCACCGCAGAGGAGGGAGCGCCAGUCCCAACCGGCGCCGUGGUCACUCUCAAGGCAGAACUCAUCACCGGGGUCGCGAUCAUCGAGACCGAGAUUAUAAAGAUCAUAGAGAUCACAGGGAUCGGGACCGUGGAAGAACCCGUAGCCGCAGUCUCAAUCACCAACACACCCGCGCUCGUAGCCAGGCGCAGAGCCGUGCUGUCGAUCAUUACAGGCGAAGACGCAAUCGGAGUCAUAGCAAUGACCGCAGUUGCAGCCGCAGCCGGAGCCGCAGCCGGAGCCGCAGCCAACGAUCUUGGAGAGCUCAACGCCGCAACAGCAGCCGCAGCAAUCACUCGCGUCCGCGCUCCGGUGUACGCCUUGUCCAGCCGGCGCAUGGAUAUGUCCGACCCCGGCGUGUAUGAUGACACUAUCUGGGAGCAGCAGCAGCAGAGGGAAGAGGAGUGGGCUCUGCGAGAGGCGCGGGAAAGAGCCCGGGAGAUGGAACGAGAGAGGGAGUGGGCGGGGCCGAUGGGGAGUGGUGGGCUUGCUGGUCUCGGUGUUGGCGGGGGUGCCGGCGCUAGAGUUCUUACGCCUAAUCCGUUUGCGCCACGGCCGGCGGUGAGGAGGCGGGUGGGGGGUUCGGGAGUGUAUCCGCAAGGUCGAUAUGUUGUUGAGGUGUGA
Messenger RNA from Dichotomopilus funicola, 2652 nucleotides. RefSeq lists its product as uncharacterized. Bases 1 to 2652 code for a protein of 883 amino acids. The record is from RefSeq and is a predicted model, not a curated record. The transcript is spliced from 3 exons. NCBI's taxonomy places the organism in Eukaryota, Fungi, Ascomycota, Sordariomycetes, Sordariales, Chaetomiaceae.